Molecule: messenger RNA, 1313 nt
Organism: Hypomesus transpacificus
Lineage: Eukaryota; Metazoa; Chordata; Actinopteri; Osmeriformes; Osmeridae
Gene: xndc1n
Product: xrcc1 N-terminal domain containing 1
Exons: 8
Coding region: 301-987 (228 amino acids)
Biological process (GO): base-excision repair; single strand break repair
Cellular component (GO): nucleus
Molecular function (GO): damaged DNA binding
Source: RefSeq, a predicted model, not a curated record
CACAAAUGAGUGUUGAUUUCUCCACCACGGCAUUGGCCGAAUGAUGCUCGUGUCUUAAACCUAAUAGCUAACCUCGGACGUACGGCACAAUUGCAUUUAAUUUAUUAGCAUACUUAAUCCAUAUUGUAUGUAACCGGCGAUUGAGCAAAGAGUCACAGUACACAUAUCGAGCGUACCUACAGAUUAACAUGCGAUUUGUGUUGGCCUUGGCGGGUAAAAUCAAACACAACUAGGAAGUAGGCAUGUUGUUCGAGAGGGUACAGGUAGGCCUAUAGUUUGAUUUUUUGUAACUAUCAAGACAUGGCUCCGGUAAAAAUAAAGCACGUCGUUUCUUUCACUUCACAGGACCCCAAAAGUACAGUUGGCAACCUGUUUGAUGAGGAUGCAGGUACCCGAUCGUGGCUUUGUAACCCGCACGACCACAGUGGAGUUCUAAAAGCAGAGUUGCAAUUGGAGCAUACCACUUGUAUUAGAUAUAUUGAUUUGGGGAACUGUGGAUCCGCGUUCAUCCAGAUUGAUGUAGGGCGCUCGUCUUGGCCGCCGGACCACCCAUACACCACCCUCUUACCAACCACAACCUUAAUGAGCCCUGCGGAAUCACGGCAGGGCACCGUCAGGACGGGAGUGCGAAUGUUCAAGAAAGGUGACUUCUUGUCAGAGGGUGCCGAGGACAGCUGGGACCGAGUGAGAGUCACCUGCUCUCAGCCCUUCAACCGACGUUCCCAGUUCGGCCUGUCCUUUCUCCGUAUCCGAAGUGCCAAGGGGGGAAAACGACUGUGUUACCACUCAGCAGAAAGCACUGGAAGGCCACUCACCAGGUGUGGGAGAGUGGCUCUCCAGCCCGGCAGUCCAGAGAACCUUCUUUCGGGAAAAGAGUCGCAAAGACAUUCCGAUGGCUUCCGUCGGUUUGAGUCGGACGGCACGCAUGGUACUUUCAGCUGCCUCCCGCCACCCUGCACCGAAGUCUCUAUCCAACACACCCUCUAGUCCUCCAAACACAUGUGCCCCUCCCAAGACUGCCACAUGUACACCUUCCACUGCAGAAGAAAAUGUACUGACCAGUAAUAUACAUCCGCACACAGCUUCGAAGGCGUGUUUAAUCUCAGCUCUCAGCCCAAAGGACAAUAAUAAUCUCAGACAACCAAAGAGAAAAAAAAACUCUAACACAAGACGUGAUCAGCUAAAUGAGUCUCCCUGUAAGAAACAGAGAGAACCUCAGAGCAGGAGGUCUCUCUCACCAGUCUCUACAGCCAGGCUCCCUUCUCACCUCUCUCCUGCUGGAGAUAUAGAGACCACUUGCCCUAUAUGUGGAG